Pogona vitticeps (central bearded dragon) is the source of this 3744-nucleotide messenger RNA. Lineage: Eukaryota; Metazoa; Chordata; Lepidosauria; Squamata; Agamidae. The record is from RefSeq and is a predicted model, not a curated record.
AUUCGGAUUCGGCGGCAGCGCCCGGCCCGCAGCAACUCUGGGUCCUGGAGUCCUCCUGCUUGCAGGGCCGUCUCUCUUCUUUCUUUGCCGGCGGGAGCUUGGCAGAAGGCGCCCUGCUUUUCUCUCCGGCGGCGGCACAGCCUUUCCACGCCGGUCUCAGGAAACUGAAGAAAAGCUGAGAGCGGAGUUUGGUCUAUUUCACCAGAACGGUAACCAAGGUUGCAGCCUGAAAGCUGAAGUUUCUUCGAAUGCAAUGACCCAGCAACCCCAGGAUGAAUUUGAUAGCAGCGUGGAGAAGGCCAUAGACUGGAUGAAGACCAUCCAGGAGAGGCUGAAGAUGAAUGACAACACCAAGGGGCCUCGGUCUGCCUUGGAAGCCAGGCUGAGGGAGACAGAGAGUGGCAGUCCAGAUGUCCAUGGGACGUUCACAAGUAUGAGCACAAAUUCAGAGAAAAUCAGUGCACUGGAACCAGAAGGCCGACUGAAAAUGGACUUGGUUCUAAUGAAGGCGGAUGCUCUCCUUCAGUGCAUCAGUGAGGAAAGAAAGCACGAGGUCUUAUCCAAACUGAAGGAUAUUAAAGCCAUGUGGGAAGAAACAACCAUAUACAUUACUCAUUGUCACAGCCGUAUUGAGUGGGUAUGGUUGCACUGGAGUGAAUACUUGAAAGCCCAAGAUGAAUUUUACACAUGGAUUCAUAACAUGAAGGUGACUUUGGAGCCUGACAUUGAGCUGCAGCUUGGCUUGAAGGAGAAGCAAUGGCAGCUCAGCCAUGCUCAGGUUCUGCUGAACGAUGUCCUAAAUCAAGCAACUCUGCUGGAACGGCUUCUGGAGGAAGCCACUUCCCUGUAUAACCGGAUUGGAGAUCCAAGCGUAGAUGAAGACGUUCAGAAGAAGAUGAAAGAAGAAUAUGAAGACGUCAAGAACGAAGCACAGAGAAGAGUAGGAUUGCUUGAGAAAAUAACAAAAGAACACGAGCGAUACAAGAGCAACAUUGACCAGUUUCAGUUGUGGCUGACGCAGGUGACAGAAAGACUAAACUGCUGCCUUAAUCAAGAAGUGAAAUUAGCAACAGAAAAUAGAAUAAAGGCAUUACAGGACAUUGCCAAAGAUGUGAAGAGUGGAGAAAAGAAGUUGAAACAUCUCGAAACUCAGUCUCAUGGGGUGAUGCAGAACACCUCCCCGCUGGGAGCGGAGAAGAUGAAAGCUGAGCUUGAGGACCUUAAAAAAGCCCUGGAAAAACUCAAAGUUGUGAGUGCAGAGGAAGAGGAGAGGCUGCUGAAAAGCCUGAAAUCAGAAAAUGCCCACCACACUCAAGCCAGGCUCCUCGAAGCCGAGGUCCAGGAGUUCCGUAAGGGUCUGCAUAAGCUAGGAAAGAGCUUUGAACCUGAUGGCCAAGUGAGGAGUGAAGAGGAUUUAAUUGAUCUCUGGAGGAAACACGUGGCAACAAGGGCCGCCCUUACUGCAGAGGAAUCAAAGGUUGAAAGACUGAAGACUCAACUUAAGGAGUUGUUCAGGUUUUCACAAGACAUACAGCCACUUUCUGACAGUGUGAUACGUGCUAUUCGUGAAUAUCAAAGCCUGAAAGGGAAGAUGUGCAAAAUGAGCGCUGAGACUGAAACAGAACUGAGGCAACGGUUCCAAAACCCUUUGAGGGAAUUCCAGCUGUGGAAACCAUCAGCUCAGAGGCUCCUGGACACCACAGCAAAUGUUUCCGACCCGGCCUUGACCAAUGCCUUCUUGCAUCAGAUUGAGCAAUUUCUGACUGAAAAUUCCCGUUUUAAAGAACAACUCUUGAUGAUACAGCUGAAAAAGGAUUUCCUGAGCAGCAUAUUUGAGGAGGAGAGAGCAAAGUCACUCUUGGCAAAUGCAGCUGAUGCUGCAGAGGAAAUGGAAAACCUGCACAAAGGUCUCCUUCAGAGGAAAACUAGGUUGCAGGCUUUGGUAUCUCAGCACAAAGAUUUUAAUGCGGCCUUCGAGCCUUUGCAAAAGAAGCUGUCUGCUCUCAGAAUCAAAUUAGAAGCAGAGAAGGAACCAUUGCUUGAUCUGACAGAGAAACAAGCCCGGCUGCAGAGGCUACAAGUCAUCCAUGAAGACAUAGCAGAGUGUAGAGUUCAAAUGGAAGAGCUGGAGAAACUUGUUCAGCCUGACCCAGCACAGAAGCAUAAAAUAAAGCAGCUUUCUUCCAACUAUCAGCUCCUGAAGAGGUCUCUAGAGAACAUAAUGUCUCAGAGUAAGCAAAAUACUCAAGAACAUUGGAUGUUUAACAACAAGUCAUCAGAACUUCAUCAGUGGCUUACAGUGACCAAACAGAAGCUGGAGUCGUUCCAGGGUGCCAGUGAAGAGCGUAAAACCAAUAACAGGGCUUUGGACUUGGAGAGACUUCAAGCUGAAUUUCCAGACAGAGAGAACCAGUUGCAAUUCAUAGCGGUCAGAGGGGAAGUGGUUGCAGCUAAUUCUUCUUCAGAAGGGGCUGCAAAAGUCCAGGCUGAAGUGAAGAACCUGACAGAAGAUUUUGAAUCUCUUGAAAGCAUGAUGUCCAGGCUCCUCCAGAAACUCCAUCCAAACUGGACAACGCCAGAUGCAGGCAAGAAGAUAAUCUUUCCAGACAACAUGCCAAUGCAGAGAUUUGUCAUUCGCUCUAGAGAUGAUUUCAACCAGUCCUGGAAAAACAUAGCAGAAGGAGAAGACAAUAAUGAUCUCCAACUCAUUAGGAACUUUGAGAAAUGGUUGCAAGGAGAAAACGCCAAGCUAUCCAAAAUUCUUGCCAUGAAACCAUCCAGUAAUGAAGAAUUUAAAGAAAGGCAAAGAAUGCUGAAGGAGCUUCAGAUCCAUGUCCCUGAAGGUCAGCAGCAUUUUGAGGAUCUUCUGGGUCUUCAGCCCAUUGUCAAGAGCUCUGAGGAGCUUGAGGAGUUGCGGUACCGAUGGAUGCUCUACAAGUCUAAACUGAAUAACUCCAGCAACUCACUGAUGACAAGUUCUUUCGAAGAGCCAGCAACAUUUAGAAAGGGAAAACCAUCUAGAACCUGUUCUUUCUUACGUCGGGUCUGCUGGACAGCUUUACCUCUCCAGCUCCUCCUGUUGUUCUUACUCCUCCUCGCCUUUCUGCUCCCUCUCGUGGAGGAAACUCACAGCUGCAAGCUGGCCAACAAUUUUGCACGCUCCUUCAACCUGAUGCUUAGAUACCAGGGCCCACCACCAACUUAAGUCCUCAAAACCAGCAGUGCACCCGAGAUGACAAGUGGCUUUUCUCUGGGGCGUGUCAGCUUCUGCAGGCCCUCCUGGAAUCCAGGACAGCUAAGUAAGGGACCCAUGUAAACUGGAAAUAUAGUCCAAGAACCUCUGUUGUCCAUUGUAUGCUCAGGCUAUUAAAAUGAAGUAUUCUUAUUUAGAGCUAAAAAUAUAUAUUUUUAAAUAUAUGGCUAUAUUUAUACUGUAUAUAUAUGGUUUUUAUAUCUAUGCAUAUGUCUCAAUGAAACAUGUCCCAAAAUCAGUGUUCUCAAUUUAAUCCUGCCAUUUUUAUUUUUGUUUUUAUUUCUUGCCUUUGUCUGUUUUGUUGAGUUAACAGUAGAUGAUUCAACUAAGCACAAAAAAAUUAACAAAGGGCAUAGUGAGAUGUGAUGAAAAACUGUAGGGUUAUCCUUCCAACAGCAACCAUAUGUCUGGUUCCUGUUCUUGUAUCUACAGUCAUGUGAAAAAUAAUGUACAUCCUCUUUGAAUUCUAUGGUUUUACAUAUCAUGACAUA